UUUCGUCAAUGUGGAUAUUGAAGGCCAAGAAAAGUAAGCGAGUAGGUAGUCAAGUUGUCAAUACUAAAGUGUCCAUUGAUGGGUGGGUCUGGGGUUGCAUCAGCGGUGCACGUGAGAGUGGAGAUUACUCAGAUACUAACGAACUGACAUCGUUUUCGUUGGUAUAACUACAAUUCUGAAUCCUCUAGGCCUUGUUGAGGGGAAUCAAUGGCCCGUAAUAUGCUACUCAGAAUUUCAGAAAUACUCUAUGCUUGUUUAGUCUCAGUGGAAAAGGAUGGGGAAACAAUGGUCCCUAAUAUGCUAAGCAGAAUUUCUGAUGAAAUCAAUUUAUUGGUUCUUUAGUUCCUUUUAAGUUUUAGAGGUAAAGGUUCUUAUCCGUUGGGGUACCUCAGUUUGGCAAGAAAAGCCUUUCUUUUGCUUCUGAAUGCAUUUUCAAGCGGUAAACGACGCGACAGAACUUCUUCUCUCUAGACGUUCUGUGCUUGUUAUGGAACCAGCAAAUCAAGGAGAUGCGCCUGAAGACAUUACACCUCCCGACUUCUCCGUUCGGACACUAGCCCAGGAGUAUGGAGGUGGCGCAUUCUUUCUUCACGGCGAGAUGAUCAUAUUUUCUAACUACAAAGAUCAACGGUUGUACAAGCAGAUUAUUGGAGAUGACCAUCCAUUUCCGCUAACUUUGGAUUAUGGUGGACCUAUAAUGCGCUAUGCAGAUGGGGUAGUUGAUUCAUAUUUUAGUCGGUAUAUUACAGUACGAGAAGAUCAUCGGAAAAGUAGCUUAAACCCAACUACCACAAUUGUUGCAAUAGACCUGAAGAGCAGAAAAAUUGAAGACCCAAAAAUUUUAAUUAGUGGCAGUGAUUUCUAUGCAUUCCCUCGAGUAGACCCCACAGGGAGAAAAGUAGCAUGGGUUGAAUGGAAUCAUCCAAAUAUGCCCUGGGACAGAUCAGAACUUUGGGUUGGUUAUGUUUCUGAUGAUGGUGAUAUAUACAAGCGCAUUUGUGUAGCUGGCUGUGAUCUUCAUGUGAUGGAGUCCCCAACUGAACCGCUAUGGUCAACAGAAGGUGAACUCUUCUUUGUCACUGAUCGUGGGAAUGGAUACUGGAAUGUGCAUAAGUGGGUAGAAUCCAACAAUGAAGUCCAAGCAAUCUAUACAUUAGAUGCAGAGUUCACAUCUCCAUUAUGGUUAUUUGGCAUUAAAACUUUUGAUUUCAUCAGAAAAGGAAGAGGAAGCAGCUGCCUUGCUUGCACAUAUAGGCAGAAGGGAAGAUCAUAUUUUGGCCUGCUGGAUGUUGUUAAUUCCUCUUUGACUUUGGUGGAUAUCCCAUUCACAGACAUCCGAUCUAUUAUUGCAAGGGGCAGGUAUGUGUGCAUGGAAGGUGCCUCUCCUACAGUCCCAUUGUCAAUAGGCAAAGUGAUUUUGGAUGAAAAUUGCACAAGAGCAGUUGACUUUUCUACAGUGUGGUCUUCCUUUAAUUCUAGCUUGGAGUACAUGUCAUGCAUAAGCACACCAGAGAUGAUAGAGUUCCCUACUGAAAUCCCUGGUCAAAAGGCAUAUGCAUAUUUCUAUCCACCAUGCAAUAACUUAUAUGAAGCUGAUCCUGAAGAGAAGCCACCUUUGCUAAUGAAAAGUCAUGGAGGUCCAACAAGUGAGGCACGUGGAAUCCUAGACCUUAGCAUUCAAUACUGGACUAGUCGUGGAUGGGCAUUCGCAGAUGUAAACUAUGGAGGAAGCACAGGUUAUGGCAGGGAAUAUCGUGAAAGACUAUUAAGAUCUUGGGGCAUAGUUGAUGUUAGUGACUGCUGCAGUUGUGCAGAGUUUCUGGUGGAUACUGGCAGGGUAGAUAGUAAACGUCUUUGCAUAUUUGGAAGGUCUGCGGGUGGUUACACAGCGCUGGCUUGUCUUGCUUUCAAACAGAUAUUCAAGGCUGGUGCUUCUCUUUUUGGUGUUGCAGACCUGACAUUGCUCAAAGAUGAAACUCACAAAUUCGAGUCACAUUACAUAGAAACUCUUGUAGGAGACGACAAAUCCUUUAUUGAGAGGUCACCUAUCAACAAUGUUGAUAAAUUCUCAUGUCCUGUAAUACUAUUUCAGGGAUUAGAUGACAAGGUUGUACCACCAAGUCAAGCUCGUGCGAUCUACAAGGCUCUGAAGAUGAGGGGCCUACCUGUUGCUUUAGUUGAAUAUGAAGAUGAACAACAUGGAUUUCGCAAGGCGGAGAACAUCAGGUUCACCCUCGAGCAACAAAUGGUAUUCUUUGCUCGUGUGCUUGGUAAUAUGCAAGUGGUAGACGAGAUUUCGCCAAUCCACAUAGACAACUUUGAUUAGACCACUCAAACGGGUGAAAUCUCAAGAGAGGCAGCUAUUAUCAUAAUUUCCCCUGUUUGGUGGAGGAUAUGUGAAUGUCUCACUGGAAGUCAACUUGGUCAAACUGCUGCAAUGCUCCUAUAGAUGCCAACUUGUAUUUCUAGCUG
Nymphaea colorata (pocket water lily) is the source of this 2472-nucleotide messenger RNA. RefSeq lists its product as uncharacterized. The record is from RefSeq and is a predicted model, not a curated record. Gene Ontology annotation, biological process: proteolysis. The coding region runs from base 425 to 2326 and encodes 633 amino acids. NCBI's taxonomy places the organism in Eukaryota, Viridiplantae, Streptophyta, Magnoliopsida, Nymphaeales, Nymphaeaceae. Gene Ontology annotation, molecular function: serine-type peptidase activity. The transcript is spliced from 18 exons.